AUGUCUGAAGUUACAAGGCAUUCCGAGCGACUCACGAAUGGGGAUGAUGGAGUGGUGAGCUCAAUUCGUGACGUGCCUGUCACCGAGCAACGAAGACCGUACACGAGCACAAAAGGCUCAAAGCUUCAACACACCGGUACUGCCCGUGCCAAUCUCGCCCCAUCAGCAGAAUCGCCUCAAGGUACCAAGGGCUGGGCGGAGCAGCAUUCUCACCAGACUGUUCUACAACAACAUUGCGACUUCUUCGAUCGCGACCACGAUGGGAUCCUCUGGCCACAGGAUACAUUUAUCGGCUUCUAUCGGCUCGGAUUCGGUGUAAUCCUAUCCAUGGUCGCACUCUUCGUGAUUCAUGCGAAUUUCUCAUACCCUACAUGCGAGGGCUGGCUGCCUGACCCAUUCUUUCGUCUUUUCCUUAAGAACGUGCACAGAGAUAAGCAUGGUAGCGACACUGGAACGUACGAUCACGAAGGUCGCUUUUUGCCGCAGAGAUUUGAGGACAUAUUUGCAAAAUAUGCGGAAGGAAGAGACUAUCUGACCAUUUGGGACGUGAGCAAUGUGCUGAAGGGUCAGCGGUGCAUUGCUGAUCCGAUCGGCUGGGGAGGUGCCUUCUUCGAAUGGAUUGCCACGUACAUAAUGCUUUGGCCUGAAGACGGCCGAAUGAUGAAGGAAGACAUACGUGGCAUCUAUGACGGUAGUAUAUUCUACACUCUUGCUGCGAGACGAGAGAAGGGCAUGUGA
Molecule: messenger RNA, 738 nt
Organism: Alternaria rosae
Lineage: Eukaryota; Fungi; Ascomycota; Dothideomycetes; Pleosporales; Pleosporaceae
Product: Caleosin related protein-domain-containing protein
Exons: 4
Coding region: 1-738 (245 amino acids)
Molecular function (GO): calcium ion binding; monooxygenase activity
Source: RefSeq, a predicted model, not a curated record